AUGUUCCACCGUAAUUUCUUUUCCACAAGCAGCGGAGGAUCCUCCACUGCAGCUACUAGUGGAUCCAACGGAUCCACUAGUAAUCAGAGCACCAGAAAGGUGAGAAAAACGAGGAUUGCAAAGAUGGUGGCGGAUAAUGCUGUAGUAAUUGUGGCUGUACACGGAUGCUUCAUGUGCGUUACUGUGAAUAGUUUGGUGCAAAGACUAGGUGUUAACCCUAAGAUGAUAGAGGUAGAGGAGGAGGAGAAAACCGCGACAUUGGUGAAGCUAUCGAAGAUCGAGGACGGGAUCGGAGGACCGUGGGAGUUGCCGGCGGUAUAUGUUGGUGGGAAGCUAUUGGGUGGAGUUGAUAAAGUUAUAGAGACUCAUCUCAAGGGAGAACUUGUUCCCAUGCUUAGGGCUGCUGGAGUCUAA
Messenger RNA from Solanum verrucosum, 414 nucleotides. RefSeq names its product glutaredoxin-C9-like. The transcript has a single exon. Bases 1 to 414 code for a protein of 137 amino acids. The record is from RefSeq and is a predicted model, not a curated record. Lineage: Eukaryota; Viridiplantae; Streptophyta; Magnoliopsida; Solanales; Solanaceae.